AAACUAUUAUUUGUCUUUCCUGUAGACAAGACAAAACUGAACAUGAAUCCUUCAGCUGCCUAUGAUUUGCUGGUGGACGGUGUCCAGGACUGGGAUCUUACCGGUGACUCUGUUCCUUGUGAGCUGCUGCUCACUGGCGAGACUGCCUUCCCAGUGCUGGUGAACCCCCAGGGGCAGGUCCUGAUCGCUGCCUCACGGUAUGGGAAAGGCCGGAUGGUGGUCGUCUCUCAUGAGAGCUACCUGGGGAGUUCCAAGAUGGCUCGGUUCCUACACAAUGCUGUGGGUUGGCUCAGUGCCUCCCCUGGAGCGGUGGUUGGUGUCCAGAAGAGCUUGAGCUCUCUGGUGAGCAUUCUCAGUAGUUCCGGCACCCAAGUGAAGCCAAGUACAGAGCUUAUUGCCUCAUUUGGAGUUUACUGUAUGGAUGCCUAUGAUGCUGCACAGGGGAGGGAGCUGAUCCAGUUUGUGAAGAGAGGAGGGGGUCUGCUCAUUGGAGGUCAGGCUUGGCACUGGGCCUAUGGACACAAGACAGAGAGAGUGCUGUUCGAUUUCCCUGGGAAUCAUAUAACCAGCGUGGCAGGAGUUUAUUUCACUGAUGUAUAUGGUGAGACGGGGAUCUUCAGCAUCUCAGACAAAGUGCCUGCAAUUCCCUUGAUCGCUCCGCUAGAUUUCAGCAGAGACUUAAACCUUCUCCUAAGAGGUGUGUCAGAGCUAGACAUAGUGACAGAUGGGGUCCCCUCUCACCUGCUGGUCCAUGGCACACUGGCCUUCCCCCUUGGCUUGGACAGCACCUAUCAAUGCUUUCUUGCAGCAGCUCAUUAUGGCCGGGGCCGUGUGGUGGUGGCUACACAUGAGGUCCUUCUUAGCACCCCAAAACUCACAGACUUCAUCCUCAAUGCCAUUCACUGGUUGGGUGCUGAGAAGAGAGGGAAAACUGGCAUCAAUCCCAAUCUGAAGAACCUUCAUGACCUGCUGACUCAAAGACAGAUGGUGUGCGAGAUCUCAGAGCUUACCGACAAUCUCAGCAUCUACUGCUGCCAGUCCUACAGUGACAACGAGGCCAAGAAGAUCCAUGAGUUUGUGGCAGAAGGAGGGGGCCUGCUGAUUGGAGGUCAGGCUUGGUGGUGGGCUUCUGAGAAUGAGGGCCAAAACGUUCUGGCUGAAUAUCCUGGCAACAAAAUCCUCAAUGGAUUCGGGAUCAGCAUUCUGGGGGAAACCAUGGAGGCAGGCAAAUACCCAGCAUUACGACCCGAAGAGCAGCAAGGACAUUAUCACUUCCGCAGGGCACUCACUCAGUUCCAGCAGCACUUAGACAAGAAGGAGGAACUUCAGCCCCCAGUGACAGACUGGCUUCAAAAACUGAGCCGAGAUUGUGCCAAAGUCCUUCAGAUCCCAGUCAAAAAUGGCCACGUCUACGCCUCAUUGUACCAUAUCCUAUAUGAGAUGGUGCAGAGAAAUGGGAUCCCACCAGUGAUCAAGGAACACCCAGUCAAGGGGAACUCCAAGGAGGUUGUGCUGCUUCACGUGGCUACAGCAUUAUGCCAAACUAUAUCCGACUGUGCGAGGCUAGCACUCUGUGAACUCCCCACAGUCCCUAGCACCACUGUGGAAAUCAACUGCACAAACUCAGAAGCCCACUUGACGCUCUUGCAUUCAGAACUUAUUUCCAAAACAGGGAGAGGCCCAGUUCUCCUGCCUCCAGAGAAGUUGUUCCUUUGUUUAGGGAUGUGGAUGUCUCUUAUUUUAUGUGAUGCAGCAUGGAGGAGCACAGGACUUUACCUUCCGCGUGGGAACACCAGUGACCUUUAUAUUUCCUAGCACUGUUACUGGAGUUGGCCUACAGCGUGAAGGUUGGGUGUCACUCAGAUGACUCAGCAGAGCAGAGGAGCUGAAACGCCCCCUGUGGUGUAGACAGAUGUGAAUCAAGAUCAGAAAAUGUCCACUCCUCUCUCUGGGGCUCAUUUACUCAUAGUGCCAAAAGGGAAGCCAGCUGGGGGGAGUGUCGAUUACUGUAAAAGGAGCUGUGGCAGCUCACUUUCUUCAGGUACGGUAAGUGUGCUUGGUAAAUUGUCUGCACAUCUCUUCUUAGCAGUAUUUGCAGCUGUGCUUGACUAUGAUGAUUUGAAGGACACAGAGACGUGCCUCUCUAAUUAUCAUGAUUUGUGGCUUAUCAGUUUAGUAGUUCUUUUAAGGUGUAAUUUGUCUGCCUCCUCUUUCACCACCUGCAGCCACCAACGCUUUAAAUAUGUUCUUGGUUUAAGUCUAGUGCCGUUCUUGAGCAAUAAUCCUCUUUAGUAAUGUAUUGCAUAUUGUUGUGUAUUCCUAACUUCUUCUCUCUGUCAGAGAGAAUAGUGUAUCUCUGCAACUUGAUACCUUAUGUUUUCACCAACAUUAGAGCAGAGACAAGUAGUUAUUUGAUGAGCACCUAAAAUUGCUA
Messenger RNA from Chelonoidis abingdonii (Abingdon island giant tortoise), 2434 nucleotides. The record is from RefSeq and is a predicted model, not a curated record. Lineage: Eukaryota; Metazoa; Chordata; Testudines; Testudinidae.